UAAAAAGCACUUAGAAAACGGCUGCACAACAGUUCAUAUGACUGAGUCUAAGUUAUACGACAGGUUUACAUACACUGCAUUGACGUUCUUAUGCGCCUUUGGAGAUGUAAAUCAAAUCCAUCCGAUGUCCAAAAGUCACAAAAGUUUGUGGGCAGGCGACAGAGUUUGAUAGAGGAUGCGCGUAAAGAUCGUGAAGCGGCGGCCGCAGCGGCGGAGGCGGCGGGACAAAGCGAGCAGAUCGUGUUUGAGGAGAGCGAUGGAAAGGCUUUGCUCAGUCUAUUCUUUUCUUUGAGGAGCACAAAGAGUCCAGCGCUGUCCCGCACUCUGAAGGUUUUUGAGACCUUUGAAGCCAAGAUCCACCAUCUUGAGACAAGACCCAGUCGAAAGCCAAAGGACGGAUUAGAGGAGCUGGAAUAUUAUGUUCAAUGUGAAGUCCAUCUGUCAGAUGUCAGUACACUGGUCAGCUCCCUAAAGAGAAGCGCAGAGGACGUCAAAACCACCAAAGAAGUUAAAUUUCUCUGGUUUCCCAGAAAAAUUGCUGAACUGGAUAGAUGCCAUCACCUUGUCACCAAAUUUGACCCUGAUUUAGAUCAGGAUCAUCCGGGGUUCACUGACCCCGUUUACAGAAAGCGGCGGAAGAUGAUUGGAGACAUUGCCUUCAAAUUCAAACACCGAGAGCCGAUUCCUAGAGUUGAAUACACAGAAGAAGAAAUCGGGACAUGGCGUGAGGUUUACUCCACCCUCAGAGAUCUGUACACGACCCACGCCUGUAGUGAACAUUUAGAGGCUUUCCAUUUACUAGAGAAACACUGUGGCUACAGCCCCGAUAACAUCCCUCAGCUUGAGGAUGUGUCCCGCUUCUUAAAAGAGCGCACUGGAUUUCAGCUGAGACCGGUGGCAGGUCUUCUCUCUGCACGAGACUUUCUGGCUAGUCUGGCCUUCCGUGUGUUUCAGUGUACGCAGUACAUACGGCACGCCUCCUCCCCCAUGCACUCGCCUGAACCGGAUUGUGUCCAUGAACUUCUUGGCCACGUACCCAUACUGGCAGAUAAAACAUUUGCACAGUUUUCCCAGAAUAUUGGUCUGGCAUCACUUGGAGCCUCUGAUGAAGAUAUUGAAAAACUGUCAACACUGUAUUGGUUCACGGUGGAGUUUGGACUGUGUAAGCAGGGAGGAAAAAUCAAAGCGUACGGAGCAGGCUUGCUCUCUUCUUACGGGGAGCUGGUGCAUUCCCUCUCAGACGAGCCAGAGAGACGAGAGUUCGAUCCGGACAUUGUAGCUGUUCAGCCAUACCAAGACCAAAAUUACCAACCCAUCUAUUUUGUGUCUGAGAGCUUCUGUGACGCCACAGAGAAACUGAGAACAUAUGUUACCCGGAUCAAGAGGCCGUUUUCUGUGCGGUUUGACCCGUACACCAACAGUAUAGAGGUGCUGGAUAACCCCCUAAAGGUCAAGCUGGGGCUGGAGACCAUCAAAGAUGAGCUGAAGGUCCUCACGGACGCCCUUAAUGUGUUGGCUUGAUUCAGUCAUGAUGAGCCAAUCAGUGUCUUCUGUUUCUCUGUGCUACAUACUGUAUUUGACAGUCUCAUGCUGUGCGUCUUUUACAUCUGCUGCUACAGAAGUCAUGUGCCAACCUCAAACCUCGCGAUUUAUCGUGACUGCAAAACCAUAAUGAAUCACUCACCAGAAAGUCUGUCAAUAAUAAAUUUACACAAUAGUGUAAAGUGAUUCUAGUUAUUAAAGCCAAAAGUUAUAAAUGAGAUAUAGCCGGAUGAAGUAGUUCACUGAAUUACAUAUGUACAGAAUAUCAUUGAAUAUAUAAUCAGUGCAAAUUCAGAAUGUAUUAGAAUCUCAAAUAUAUUCAUAAAAUAUGGUGAUAUAAUGUGAUAAAUAAUAUUCUCCUACAGAUUUUAAAUAUUUUAUCAUUUAUUACUUCUGAUCAACGUUGCAUCAUUCGUAAACACUGGGCCUACUGAUCGGUGCCUCUUUACGUUCAUGUUUCUUUAGAAAACACGAAAUAUGAAUGUCUGAAUAGCCAAAUCUUUGCAAAAAGUGACAUAAUUGUGGAAAUAUAAUUUCUAUAAUCCUAAAUAAAGCUCAAAGAGAGAAGACUGUGUACUGGACACUUCAUAAUAUAUGUAGAAAGACAUCAAGAUCUAUGC
Messenger RNA from Triplophysa dalaica, 2162 nucleotides. RefSeq names its product tyrosine hydroxylase (gene th). Gene Ontology annotation, cellular component: perikaryon; axon; cytoplasm. Gene Ontology annotation, molecular function: iron ion binding; tyrosine 3-monooxygenase activity. Gene Ontology annotation, biological process: dopamine biosynthetic process from tyrosine. The record is from RefSeq and is a predicted model, not a curated record. The coding region runs from base 91 to 1521 and encodes 476 amino acids. The transcript is spliced from 13 exons. NCBI's taxonomy places the organism in Eukaryota, Metazoa, Chordata, Actinopteri, Cypriniformes, Nemacheilidae.